Messenger RNA from Punica granatum (pomegranate), 1510 nucleotides. Lineage: Eukaryota; Viridiplantae; Streptophyta; Magnoliopsida; Myrtales; Lythraceae. The record is from RefSeq and is a predicted model, not a curated record.
UCAUUUCUCACUCUCUCUCUCUCUCUCUCUCUCUCUCUCUCUUCUUUUAUAUAUAAAGAGUGUCAUUUUUCUCAACAAUAAUGACAUGACAAGACACCCAACACCGUGUAAUUACUUCCACUCGGGUGUUUCCCAUCACUCUCCAGUAGCACAAGAAACCUUCUGCAACAUACAUACACAUACUUCUUCGCCCAAAAUAAGGGGGAAGUAUGAUUCAGACUUCCCUGAAAGGUGUGAUUUGCAGAGGAAGACCUGCUGCUGAAGAUUUUGGGAAGCGACAGUAACCUCGUGAUGGUCAAAGUAAUGUGUUUGUCUACUCAAAGCUGAAAUUGUAUUAAUCCUUUUCUCUGUUGGGCCUUCCCUUAUUGUACUGAAAGAUGCAAUUUGGGUGCAUUUACUGUUGUUGGAAUCACCGGAGGCAUGAAGAAGCCUUAAUUUGAGGAGCACUUAUUGUGGCUGUUUUUGCUCACCAGAGGCCCUCUCACUCUGUUUAUUAUUGUCCUUCAACCACCCUCUUUCCUCAGCACCAAACCGGCAGGCCUUAAAUUGGCAAAGCGAAGCUCUUAUGGUGUUUUAAUUUGCAGCUGAAAGGGGUUUAGUUUUGAGAACUUUUCGAAUAGCCAGCGGUGCAGUUUCUUGCAAUGUUCGAGUUCGAGAAAGCCCUGAUUCUGGUUUUGGUUUGUAAUUUGCUAGCUGUGUGUGAUGGGUUGUUAAACGGGACGGCCAUGUCGCGCCGGAGCUUAACUCAUCAUCCUCGCCGUGUUUUGCUUGGGACUGGGCCCCCUGCCCCACCCACCCACAAUGCUACCCAGAACCGAACCCGAGGCUCAUUCAACCAGACCGAUUUUGACACCAACAUGGUGAUCAUCCUAGCUGCCCUUCUCUGUGCCCUGAUCUGUGCCCUGGGCCUUAACUCGAUUGUCCGCUGCGCCAUGAGAUACGGCCGGAGGUUCCCCUUUGAGACUCCAGAGGGUACCGCCGCGAGACUGGCAUCGACCGGCCUCAAGAAGAGUGCACUCCGGAGGAUCCCCAUGGCCAUCUAUGGGGCAGCGGAGGUUAGCAUCCCAGCCACCGAGUGCCCGAUCUGCCUCGGGGAGUUUGUGGAAGGGGACAAGGUCCGGGUUCUGCCUAAAUGCCACCAUGGUUUCCACGUGAAGUGUAUAGACACGUGGCUGCUCUCGCACUCUUCUUGUCCGACGUGCCGGCAAUCGUUACUCGACCAAGCGUCGGCUUCCAUCUGAAUUGGUAAGGUGCUAGUGUUUCAGACUUCAGGAAAUAUAUUUAUUAGAUCAAGUUGCAGUUUAGGAGUAUUAUACAUUAUCAUAAAUUCAUAAUUGUGAACGUAGUUGUGCAGACAGAGAAAGUAGUAGCUCCAUUCCACUACAGGGACAGAAUAUACGCGUAUGGUUUAAGGAAAAAUAUGCUGUUCCUCGACAGUCGGUAUGAUUCACUUCUGAAAAUUGGUUGGAAAGAAUGCAAUUAUGCAAGUGCAUAAGGUUGUUUUUCUCGA